This is a messenger RNA of Paramecium sonneborni, 891 nucleotides long. NCBI's taxonomy places the organism in Eukaryota, Ciliophora, Oligohymenophorea, Peniculida, Parameciidae. The record is from the annotation of a GenBank genome assembly.
AUGUUUUCAUAGACUAAUAAAUGUUAAAUAAAAAGAAGGAACAAAAGUUUUAUUGAUACUAACAAUCAUUAAAUAAUUGAUUAAUGUAAAUAGAGAAGGAAAAGUUGCAAUUGUUAGUAAUGUGGAUAACUCAGUUGCCUUCAAUUCAAGUUUAUGAAUUUAUUAUCACAAAUCUAACAUUUUUCAACAAAUAAACAAAAGAAAUAUUAAAGUAUUGAAUCAACUUAUAUGGAUUCAUAAGAUGCAAUUAUUACAAAUAAUUUAAUUUAUAAAAGAAUCCACUAAUCAAUCUAAGGUAAAUAGCAGAAUUAUUAAAACACUAAUCUUAGUCUGAUUUAGACAAAUAAAUCUUUUUUUACAAAAAAAUAAAGAUCAAACAGUUGUUAUUGUGAUGAAUGUGGAAAUAUUACAAAAUUUUAAUCAUAAGCAAAGUUAAUUUAUAUCUAAUAAAUAAUUAAAUCGAGACAUACUAAUUUUAGAAUAAAAAGAAAUUUAGAUUAAAUGUUUAAAGGAAUCAGUCCUAUUGAAAGAAAAUAAGAAUAAGAAAUUGAAGAUGAUGAAAAUAAUCCACUCUAACAUAAUCAUAUAUCUUCAUUUAGAAGAUCCAUAUUAGUCAUAAAUACACCUAUGAAAUAAAUCUAAAAAGUUUAAUAAGGUAGUGGUAGAAAGAUUUUUUUAAAAGAAGAAUGCAAAACAACAUUAUUUUCUAAAACAAAUUGUAAUAGCAAAGAAUGUACAAUAAAAUCUGAAAGCAAUAGCCCAAAUAUAAAAAAUAAAAAAUUAAAUCUUCCAUAAGUAAAAUCAUCUUAUAGCAAAACAAGAUAAGUUGCGAAUGAAGUUCAACUUAUUAAAUUUACUCCCAGAUUAAAUAGUAUUAAUCUAAUAUCUUGA